CCCCCUCCCCGCCCCCCGCCGCGGUGUGGGGCGCACCCGGCGGCAGCAACAGAUGUGGCGGCACAGCCCGGCCGUCCCUAGCCUCUCCCCGGCUGCGCUGCGCGGGGUCCGCCGCCGCCGCCCCUAGCGCCCCGCCGGCGAGAUGGAUGGGUCCCGGCGGCCGGCGAGCGGCGAGGAGGGCUGCGGGCAGGCCAUCGUCUGGCGCAACGUGGUGCUGAUGGGGCUGCUGCACCUCGGCGCCGUCUACGCGCUCAGCCUGGUGCCGCGGGCGCAGCUCCUCACCCUCUUCUGGGAACUCCCUAAGGCUGGAUCUGAAGGAUUGAAUUACCAAUUUCAGCCCUCCAUCUUCCAAGCAUAUUUCUGUUUCCUGAUGACGGCUCUGGGUGUGACAGCUGGUGCGCAUCGCCUGUGGAGCCACCGCUCCUACAAAGCAAAGCUGCCUUUGCGGAUCUUUCUGGCUGCAGCUAACUCCAUGGCUUUCCAGAAUGAUAUUUAUGAGUGGAGCCGAGACCACCGUGUGCACCACAAGUACUCAGAGACGGAUGCAGACCCACAUAAUGCCCGCCGUGGCUUCUUCUUCUCCCACAUCGGCUGGCUGUUUGUGCGCAAGCACCGGGACGUCAUAGAGAAGGGGAGAAAACUGGAUUUUACUGACCUGUUGGAUGACCCUGUCGUCAGGUUCCAAAGAAAGUAUUACAAGAGUUCAGUUGUGCUGAUGUGUUUUGUGAUCCCUACCUUUGUGCCAUGGUACCUCUGGGGUGAGAGUCUGUGGAAUGCCUACUUCCUUGCCUCCAUCCUCCGGUACACUGUCUCCCUCAAUGUCACCUGGCUGGUCAACAGUGCUGCUCACAUGUAUGGCAACCGCCCUUAUGACAAGUAUAUCAAUCCCAGGCAGAACACCUUUGUCACUCUGGGAGCCAUUGGUGAGGGUUUCCACAACUACCACCACACCUUCCCAUUUGACUACUCAGCCAGCGAGCUGGGCCUGAAGUUCAACCCCACCACCUGGUUCAUUGACUUCAUGUUUUGGUUGGGGUUGGUCACCGACCGCAAGCAGGCUCCGAAGGAGAUGAUUCAGGCUCGCAAGGAAAGGACUGGAGAUGGCAGUGCUUGAAAAGUAACACUUUGCUGUGCCAGCACUGUCUUAUACGUGGGUGGGUGGGUGUGUACACACCUCCAUGCCUGUCAUGGAUUUGUUUUCCUCUGGGUAAAAUUAGGUUUGUUUUUUUUGAUCAGUUGGGCUUCAUUAAUUCCACAAGAAUAGAUUUGGCCCUAGCUUUUUUCCUUAUUAGCUGUCUUAUGCCCAAACUUCAGACUAUUAAGUGUAAAAAUGUUAUAUAUCAUUUAAUAUUAAAGUUAAACAGGAGAGAGAUUUGAUUUUAGUCACUGUAGUUCAUGUCUGAAAUGCAUUGUAAUUUGCUUGUUCAUGGUAAACGUUGGCAGGUUGGAAGAACUAACUACCCUUUCUAAGUGCAGUUAGGGGAGAUUUUUGUUUCUACUAUUAAUCAAAUAAACUUUUGAAAUGCAUCUCUUGGGGCAUGGGGCAGGGCCUGGUGUGCUGUUUCAACUACAGACUAAUGGAAUGGACAUUAACAGCACCAAAGAAAAACAGGAUGUCCAAGGGGAAAAAUCAGCCUAAAUUUAGUUAGAUGCUAGUUUGAAAACCUGCAUUCUUCUUUUUGUUAGCCCUGUUAGCCAGCCCAGUGUGCUUCAGUCUUUGCUAAAUAUUAAAACCAUUUAUUGCUGAGCAGGCUUUUGUGUUGAAGAUUAGUCUAUACAGGCCAAAAUUACCAACUGAUGCAAUGUUGAGAUGAUUCCUUUGUUGUUGUAUAUACAUUGUAAUUUGUGAAGGUAUAGAGCUUAACCAUGUCUUAAGCCAAAUAAAGCUUUGGUUUCAAUGUUUAGAGACCUAAGUUAUAUUCUAAUCGGUCAUGGCCAUUGAUGCAUGCAUAGUUUAGCUCCUUUUGCACAAGAGGCCUCUUAAUUUCUUUUUCUGCCUUUGACUAGCAGGUCUUGGAAAACUGACCUUUAUCUAAGUCAGAGCCUCUAUUAACAUUUCAGCUGCAUGCAACAUCCAUUGGUUUCUGAGCAAAAUAUAAAGACAGUUGUGUAACUUCUGAAUUUUAAAACUUUUUUUUAAAAAAAAGGGGGGGGGGGAGGAGAAAAAAUACUAAAAAAAAAAAAAGCAUGUGGAAUUAAUGGGACAUAUAGCCCUUUGUGUUAGAUGUUAGCCAGUGCAGGAGAGAGGCUUUGUACUGUCAGCACUGGAGCACUUUUGAAGAUAGAGGGCAUGGUUUUCAUUUAUAAAGAAGGUCACCGCCUUACCCAUUGGAGAGGGAAUGCCUGUUUCCCAGCUGUGUGCAGCUCCAUGACCUGGGCAAGGCAGGGAUCUUGAGAUAACUGAGACUCAGGCCCAGAUAUUUUCAGGAAAGAUGUAGGACUGGAAAAAAUUUUUUUUAAUAGUUUCUUUUUUGAUCUGUUCCUUGUUUUUUAAAUUAUGCCAUAUAAUAUGAAAGAGUUGUCUUUAUUCUGUAUUUCAUCCAGCAGGUGUUUCAACAGUGUUAUUUUGCCAUUAAUGAUGUGUAAACCCGAGUGAUUUACAAUAAACAGUUAUGAGUUAGACUA
This is a messenger RNA of Phalacrocorax carbo (great cormorant), 2625 nucleotides long. NCBI's taxonomy places the organism in Eukaryota, Metazoa, Chordata, Aves, Suliformes, Phalacrocoracidae. The record is from RefSeq and is a predicted model, not a curated record.